AACACUGUACACAAGUUAUUCACACCUAUUUCCACACAAGCCCACGCAAACACUGCGUGUUUUCAGUAGAAGACGCUCACUCUGAUACGAAAUGUUGUGUUCUUGGUUUAACGGUGAAAAGGUGGAAACUUUGCUAAAUCCGUCACACGAUACGAUUUCUAUCAAAUUUUGAAGUGAAAUUAUUUAAAAUCACACUAAAGACUCUCAAUGGCAAAGAUUCACCUUGACUGUUAAUUAUUCGUUUAUAUUAUCUUGUUAUCAAUAAAACAUAUGGAAUCUGAAUUUUUGCCAGAUAAAGAAAAACCACCUGUACCAAUAAAAACAUAUCAAUGGGAAGAUUUGCGGAGAUCACGUGAGGCAGGUGGUUAUCCUUGGACUUAUCUUCUGAAGCCACCGAUCGAGGGAGAAAUAACAGCUGAAGACGUUUUGAGGGAAACAACACCCAGAAGAAGUAUGUCGCGGGAAUUCUCACGAUCGCGGACUCAUUCGCCCGCCGGUGACGACCUAAGAAUCCUGAACCUUGACUCGUCCCCUGGAAGCAGUCGCAGACAUGGAGAGGAAGGCGCAGACAAGGGUGUACAUAUACCAAACUUUUCAAAAGAAGUGUCGUUGGAUUCAGAAGAAGACCAUAAUAAGAACUCAGAAGAGGUUCCUUCAACCAGUGAUGACGUAUCUAAAUCUCAUUUAACAACAUCACCACCUGUACCAAAAAGUGUUUCACCGAAAAGUAUAUUAAAACGUAGAAGUCCAGAUCAGAUUUUCCAUGGGUUUACAGAAACUCGUGAAAAAACCAAAUGUUGCCACCCAUUGGUGAAUAAAAUAAAGCAUUUGGCCGAUAAAACACUACAAAAACUGGAAAGAAAUGACAACGAAAAAUCACCUCAACCGAAACGAAAGAAAGAUGAAGAAAAUCAAGACAUAAGGCAGUUAAAAACUUCACCUGGUGCAGCUCGAAGACAGAAAUUUAGUGCCAUAAAACUUGGAGACUCUGAUGAAAUGAGCAAAAAUAUGAGCGUAGAUUCCACUCCUCCUUCAAGAAAGAAAAAAGAUCACAUUUACGAAGAUAUAGAUGAAUCUAAAAGCUAUGCAGAAAAAUCAUUGCAUUUUUCUCCUGAUGUUGAAGAACGCGAUGUAAAUAAUGAACGUGAAACUGAUAGCAUAUUUGAAAAGAAGUCAAAUGCCUCUCAAGAUCCAAGUUUAGUAGCAGAAGAUGGAAGUGAACUUAAACCGGAAGAGCACAUCAUGGAAAAAUUACACAAAAUGGAUGAUACAAAAAAAGAAAUUGUUCCGUGUGAUGAUGAUGGAGAAGAACCAAAUGUUGAUGAAAUAUUUCAAAAUCAGUUGGAGGAAACUACCCAGAAAGAUGGUUCUCCAAACAUUACUAUUACAGAAAUUACAGACGAUACUGGAGACAUGGAAACUGAACCGGUUCCAGAGCCUCGCAUCGACACCUCACCUAGCCCUCAAGAAGAUAUUGCUGAUAAAAACAGUAACGUUUCCGACAUGACAGGAGAUUGGUCUAAAUCCAGCAGUGACCACGAAUAUGAAAUAAUCGAAAAACCUUCUACUGAUACUAUAUUUUCAAGUCCGAUCGUCAGUGAAAAAGUAACGAUGACGAAAACAGAUGACGAAUUAUCUAGUACAACAUCAUUAGAAAGGAAGUUCUUACAGCAUCAAUCCGAUGACGAUGAAUUACAAGAGGACAAGGAAAACUUUGAUGACAGUAAGGAUGAAGGGAUAAGACAAGCAGAAGCUCUACAAAAAAAUAUUGAGGAACAAUACUUCGCAAACACCCCCUCAGUCAUUUCACGGACAGAGUGUGAAGUAAGCACCAGUCAAGUGGAUUCUUCGGCGUUAGAAAAUUUGCCCUUGAAACGUGGAAGUAGAAACAAAAAUAAUGAUGGUAUCGACAGUAUGAUUCAACAACGUAUUAGAGAAGGAACUGGUAAACUAAAAACGCAAGCUGGAAAACUGAAGACAAAACUACAGAAUAUAAAGGCAAGUAUGCCAGACAGACCUAAAAUAAAUUUGCCAGAUCGUCCUAAGUUUAAAAUGCCAGAACGCCCAAAAAUUAAUUUACCCGAAAGACCAAAGUUUUCUCUUCCCGACAGAAGAAAAUUCAGUUUACCCGACAGGCCAAAAUUUAAGAAAAUAAAUAUAAGCGAAAAGUUGUCGAUGGGAGACCGAAAAAAAUUCACACUACCCGAUAGACCUAAAUUCAAUGUUCCCGAUAUGCCAAAGUUUAAACUUCCCGAUCGUUCAAAACUAAACUUUUCUAGCUUGGGAAGAAAAAAAGAGUAUAAAAUAAAAGAGCCAACACCAUCAAAUAGUGAUUUAAGUAACGCAGCUCCAGUUGAGUAUGAAGCAAAAACAUACCCAAGGCUAUUUAACCGAAAGAAAAAAUCUGCUGAAUUAGCUGCAUCAUCAUCACCUGCAAUAGAUAGAGAAGAUACACCUCCACCAGUUUUCACCUUCACCCGAAUGAAAAAAACAGAAAACGUUCCAUCGAAUAGUUCGGAAGGACCGCGUGAAUAUGGCAUGGUGGAUGAUGAUGAUAAUUAUCACGAAGAAAUGGCUGAGAGCAAAGAUAACGAAAAAUAUGAUUAUGAAAAAGAAGAGGCCGAGUACACUGACGAUAAUAAAUUGUCAAAAUUGCAAGUAAAUGGGCAAUCUUCAUCUAUUCCAAAUAUUUCACCGUCAAAUCAAGAAUACUCCCAUGUGAUAAACGAAAUAAAUAAUGACGAAUUUUUUGUACGACCGAGAGGAAUUUCUCGUGAAAAUAUUCAAAUGAGAGAAUACUUAAGCGAUGAAAUACGACAAGCCUUCAAAAUUCCAAAGAAUGCCCUUUCAAUGCUUGGAAGCACAUCCAAAGAUACUGACAGCCAUCAUUUAUAUAAUAAUGACGAUGUUGAGGCUGACCCAGAACUAAUGCUUGAUGAAAAUGAGCCAGGCAGGUAUUCAAACGAAGAUCUGCAAGAAAAGGAUGAUGGUUAUUAUACAUUCCCACCUGUACGACCAUCUCGAGCAAAGCGAAAGCAGAGGGAACUAGAUUCAGUAAAGUAUAUUGAUGAAAGUGUAACUGCCAGCAUGCAAUUCAGUGAAGUUGACCUUGGUCUACCAGACCAGACUGAUGAACAACAACAUUACGAUAAUGGUGAUUAUGUUGACGACUACCUCCAGGAAUCCAAUGGAAAUGAAUUAAACGAUUCUCGUGACCAUCGUUAUGCCAAUCAGGAAAUGUUCGAAUAUGAACCUAACAAUCAAAUUGAAUCACAAACCCUACCAAUGCCACCUAAGAGAAAAAAGAAAAGCAAAAGUGAUAUUUUGAAUUCCUCUUAUAAUGAUUUCACGUCAGAAGCCUUAUGGAAAGAGCCUGAAGAACAAACGGAAGAUAUAAUUGUAUAUCGAACCGAACACGAGUACAUUGUUCCGCAAACAGAAAUAGCCACCGAGCAAAGUCCUUUGCCGCCAAGGAGAAGUCGAAAUCAUUCACGAAGUUCUCGCGGAACUUCGCUUUGCGAUGAUGACAGGACAUCUCAUGGAGCGGAAUCCUUAACUCUUGAUACCCAUAUCCCACCAUUAGAAAGUACUGAUAUUGAACGAGAGAUUCGCCAUGAAAGCCCUGGAUAUGCCACUGUAGACAAAAGACCAAACUCACCGAGCAAAGCAACUCGUCGAUCAAAGAGUAAGACUCCACCACCGGUUAGACGCCGAAAGAGCAGUGACGUUAAAUAUUACACGGUGGGCCCCACUAAAGCUAUAAUGCCCGAUCGUCCACCGAGAAAGAAAUCAUCUACUAGUCUCAUGACCUUAGACAACAUUUCAAAGAGAUCUUUAAGAUCUUUAAGUGGUGACAUAACCCCUUACGAUGAAAUUGAUGAGCUUCCUUUUGAAGAGGUACAUAAAGGACUAGUGUCUGGGGAGGUAAUAAAUAAAAUGAAAGACAGACCCUUGCCACCACCACCAAGGCCACCAAGAGGAUCUCGUAGGAGAAAAAAUAAUGAUGGGAAUGAUGAAAAAGCAAAUGAGAGUAAUGAUUUUGAAGCUGAAAUACCAACACAAGAAGAAGUAAAAUCUGAAGAAGUGGUUGAGAUUGAAGUGUCAACCCAAACUGAUCCAUUACCAGAUGAUGUGGAUUAUGAAUUAGGUAUGGAUGAGAAUAUAGAUAUAUCCAUGUCCAGUUCCAUAAGAGAUGUUGUAGAUGAAGAUCAUAUUAACAUGUCACCAAAUAAGCUAACAGAGAGCCCUCGUGUGUCACGUCCAACAUCUAGAUCAGAAAAAUCAUUUAAGCUUUCAGAUCCAAAAAUAUCUGAACUUUCAAAAUCUACUCUGGGCCGUACUUCGCCUACAGUAAUUUUAGUCGAACGGCGAGUUUCAAGUCCUACUAGAAUAAAUGAACAUGAAGAAAUGCUAACCGAAGCCUCAUUGACUGUCCAGCAUAUAGAUUUAGAUGAAUCUAAAAUUCCGGACGUUCCCCCUCUUCCAAUGCCCCGCAAUAGUUCAACAGCUAAAUCUGCGUCUAAGAAAGUCGUCCCCAGUUCCACGGAAAAUGCCUUGGACUUAGUAGCAGGGUCCCGGGAUGUUCAGCUGGACAAUUUGAUCACGCAACGACUACAAGUGAGGGACUUAGACGUUGGAAGAUUAAACGUAUCUGAACUUCAAGCUAGUAAAAUACUAGUGUCAGAUAUAGAAGGAAUGACCUUGCAAGUAACAGAAUUAGAUUCUAAGUCAGGUCAUAUAUCGGUCAGUGGCAUUGAGUUUUCGCAAAACAUCAUAGAUGAAAUAGUAAAGAAAUUUGCUGAGCUGACUACUCCCACUGCGUCAACUUCACAACAACAUGAUGUAGACAAUGUACGGCCGGUCAGUAGAGAAGAACACACGCAGACUGAGCAGCCCACAUCCGAAGCGAAUGAAGUUAAAACUCCUGCCGGGGACCAACAAGACGCACCCGUACCUCCACCGAGGCCAGUGAUCGCUGACGAGUCUACACCUCCGCCGCAACGGCCGCCGCCGCCCGACUUGACACCACUUCUUUACUCGUAUUUGCAAGACUUGACGCAACCUUCGGGAUCCUUUUAUCACAUGCGUCCAACGAGGGAAAAGCCGUUCACUGAGUUCCACGAGUCGCUUCAUCAGUCGCCGCCGCCGCCAUCGCGCCGCGUGAAGAGAGAGAGGAAGCAGACGCACACGGCGCCGCACAGCGAGUCCAGCUCCGACGACGAGCGGCCCCGGCGGUCACCGCGGCGCGCGGGCCCGGUGGCGCGCGCACACGAGCCCACCAUCACUGAGGCAGGCGCGCAGUUCCUGCGGGUGUGCCACAACUCCAUCUCCAGGACCAUACGCAACAUAUUCAACUCAUUCAUGUCGUACGUCAGCGGCACGGAAGACAAGAAAGACGUGCAGAUGGCGCUGGUCAUCUUCCUGGUGCUGAUCGCCGGCCUCAUCAUGUUCGGCCUCAGCGACAGCCGGACCAUUCACCACCACCAUUGGGAGUUCUUCAAUCCACCAGAAGGAAAACCGUAAUGGUCCUCAAUAAGCUUGCAUUCUUAGCAACAGUCAUUUCGUUAUGAUAAUGUACCUUGUUGUUGUAGGAUGCCAAUUCACUAACAAUUAGCAUUUUUACGGAAACGAACUUUCCACUUUACGAUAAUUUAUGAAUUCAGGUUUUUGUAAGUUAUAAAGUAAUAUGUAAUACUAUGAUUUUAUUUCCUAAGUUAAAGGUAAAUAGGAUUCCGCACAAGAACAUUCUGAUUCUGAGCGUUCUGGUUUUCUUGGUAUUCGUUGUAAACUGGUAUACAAAUGUUAUGUAGAUCCAUAGGUAAACAUAAAAAUACAUAGAAAUAACAGUACUUACUUCAUUUAAAAUAAGUUGAAUAAGAACCUACUAAUCAAAUAUUUACACGAGCGAUAAUAAUAUAAAUUCGAAAAUAAUGGGGUAAGUGUACCUAUAUAAACCUACCUACUCCUUUAUGAAAGAUAAUUCUAUAAGUUUGUGCUAAAAAUCAGUAGAACAACACAUGUUGUACCUACUUAUCUACUUUGGUACUUAAUUUGUUACCUACAUCUACAGUAUAAACCAAAUAACAGCUUGGUAAACUUAAUUUGUGAUUAAACAAUGCAGUGUCUGGUGUUAUGCAUUUUGUUAAAUUGUUAUUUAUUGUGUCUAAAAAUAAAUGUUAAUCUGUAAA
Messenger RNA from Plutella xylostella (diamondback moth), 6188 nucleotides. RefSeq lists its product as uncharacterized. The record is from RefSeq and is a predicted model, not a curated record. Lineage: Eukaryota; Metazoa; Arthropoda; Insecta; Lepidoptera; Plutellidae.